Molecule: messenger RNA, 1966 nt
Organism: Colossoma macropomum (tambaqui)
Lineage: Eukaryota; Metazoa; Chordata; Actinopteri; Characiformes; Serrasalmidae
Gene: klhdc4
Product: kelch domain containing 4
Molecular function (GO): protein binding
Source: RefSeq, a predicted model, not a curated record
CUCCUAAACACGGGAGAAAAUGGGUAAAAAGGGCAAAAAGGAGAAGAAGGUGAAGGGGGCGGAGAAGACAGCCGCUAAGAUGGAGAAGAAAGUCUCUAAGAGGUCCAGAAAAGAGGAGGAGGAUCUGGAGGCGCUCAUCGCAGAGUUUCAGCUUCUGGACGCUAAGAAGACGCAGGUGGUGGAAAGCGCGUGCCCACCGCCGCCCCCCAGGCUUCACGCGUCUCUGUGUGCGCACCCUGAGAAGGACGAGCUGAUUUUGUUUGGAGGAGAGUAUUUCAACGGAAAAAAGACGUAUCUCUACAAUGACCUCUUCUUCUACAAUAUAAAGAAGAACACCUGGGUCAAAUCAGACAUCCCCAGUCCUCCUCCGCGGCGCUGUGCUCAUCAGGCAGUGGUGGUGCCUCAGGGAGGGGGGCAGAUGUGGGUAUUUGGGGGAGAAUUUGCGUCUCCUGACGGUGAGCAGUUCUAUCACUACAAAGACCUCUGGGUUCUUCACCUGAACACGCACACCUGGGAACAGAUCAAGGCUCCUGGCGCCCCCUCAGGCAGAAGUGGGCAUCGCAUGGUCUUGAGCAAAAGGCAGCUGCUUGUGUUUGGAGGAUUCCACGAGAGCGCAAGGGAUUAUAUCUACUAUAAUGACGUUUAUGCCUUCAACCUGGACACUUUCACCUGGUCCCGACUGACCCCGUCUGGCACCGGGCCCUUACCUCGCUCCGCCUGCCAGAUGACCCCCACACUGGAUGGCACUGGGGUCAUUAUCUAUGGUGGAUACUCUAAAUCUAGAGCCAAGAAGGAUGUGGAUAAAGGAACCAUCCAUUCAGACAUGUUCCUGCUGAAGAGAGAGGGCAAAGACGAGCAAGAGAAAUGGAGCUGGUCGAGGGUGAGCCCCUCCGGGGUGAAGCCGCCCCCUCGGUCGGGGUUCUCUAUGGGUUUAGGACCCGCAGGCCGGGCGCUGCUCUUCGGAGGAGUGUGUGAUGAGGAGGAUGAGGAGACUCUGGAGGGAGAUUUCUUCAAUGACCUUUACCUUUAUGACGUCACUAAGAACCGCUGGUUCCCUGGACAGCUCAAGGGGGGCAAGUCGGAGAAGAAAAAACGUCGACGAGGGAAGAAAGGAGUGGAGGAAGGGGGUCAGACGGAGGGGUCGCCUCAGGAGAGCUCAGAGGAGGCACAGCAGCCAACAGAGAUCAUCAAGGAAAUCGUCACAGAGGAUGGAACGGUUAUGACGAUAAGGGAGGUGAUCCCAGCGGCCCAGGCUGUGGCGGAGGAGAGCGAGGAGGAGGAGGAGGAGGAGGAGGAGGAAGAGGAAGAAGGAGCUGCGGCCGCUCCAAAGGUGGAGCCGUGUCCGAGGUCGAACGCCAUGGUGACGGUGAAACACGGGAAGCUGUAUUUGUACGGAGGCAUGUUCGAGGUGGGCGACCGGCAGUUCACUCUGAACGACUUCUACUGCCUCGACCUGCACAAGCUGGAGCAGUGGGAGGUGCUGGUGGAGAUGGACCCCAAAACCCAGGAAUGGUUAGAAGAGUCUGAGUCAGAUGAUGAAGGUGACGAAGAUGAGGCUAAAGGUGGUGAGGAUGAAGAUGAUGAUGAAGAGUCUUCUGAGGAAGAGAGUGAUGAAGAAGAAGAGAACGAGCACCCCCCAGUAAAGCCUGGAGAGACCCUGCCUGAUUAUCAGAGUCGGACUGAAGCUUACUGGCAGGGUCUCGCUCGGAACAACAUGGGCCCCGACGCCAAAGACAAGAAGGUUCAGAAAGUGGGGCUCGCCAUGGCCAAAGUGUUCUUUGAGGAUCAGAAUUAGGAGUGCACUGAUUUUUGCGUAUGUGUGUGUGUGUGUGUGAGAGAGAGAGAGAGAGAGAGAGAGGAAGAAUGAAUGUUAGUAUGUUUGUACAUUUGUCUAUACACCGAUCAGGCAUAACAUUCUGACCACCUCCUUGUUUCUACGCUCAUUGUCCAUUUUAUCAGCUCCACU